Nylanderia fulva is the source of this 6687-nucleotide messenger RNA. RefSeq lists its product as uncharacterized. The record is from RefSeq and is a predicted model, not a curated record. NCBI's taxonomy places the organism in Eukaryota, Metazoa, Arthropoda, Insecta, Hymenoptera, Formicidae.
CACGUCGCAGAGCGCCGAGGACGGUCUACGUCGGCUCCGGCCAGUACCAGCUUCAGUCAGUGUCGUUCUGGCCGCGGUCUCGUACGGUCGCGUUCAGGGCGAGAGAUCGAUCAUCCGUUCCUCGCCUAUUCAGACUUGCCUUCCCUUGGUCUACUUUCAUCCCGCGAGACGUCUCGAUCUGCGAGCUUAGAAACACUCGAUCGCUCUCGGCGUUGACGUUACAAUAUGGGCUAGAUCGUGAAAGCGGCAGAUGUAAAAUCGACGGAGUCAUGUGUGGAAUAAGUAGAAGAGAAUAAGAAGUUGGAGUCUUCGUCGAGUGAUCAGUGCGAUAGAAUCUCGAAUUCUAAUUUCGACGUGUAUCGUCCAAGAUCUACUAUAUCGCGAUUAUAGUACGACUGAUAGGCACUGGUGGGUUCAGGACCAUUGUAAGAUGAGCCCGGCCUUCCAGGGCGCCCUGGAGGUGGAGCGAUACCUUGGCAGUUGCCUCAUCUCGUCCGUGCGCGCCGGAAUUCACAGCGGCAAGUCCUCGGCCGUCUGUCGGAAGCAGGAACAACAGUCAGCGACGGUACGCGGCGGCAAGGUCCGUGGUUGUUACAGUAAUGCAGGACAGGGUUAUCCCGGACUGGCCGAUCAGCAGCAGCAGCAGCAGUGUCAAGUGCAAUACGCCGGUCCAGGAGGCUGGACGGGCGCGCCUUUGAUAUCAAUGACGUCAAGUCCGCGCAGAUGUAAUCAGCGAUCGUCGCCGUCGCUCGGCCAACAGCAGCAGCAGCAGCAACAGAUAACCUGCUGCGCCGAUCAGCAGCAGAUAUCGCCUGGCGGUCACAAGAGUCCCUUGUCCAGGCUGGCUAUUCACACCCAGGGCGCACCUCUGAUUUUAACCGGGCGAAUUUACAAUCGCGGCAACAAGGUACACGCCAACAACAGUAACAGCGGCAGUUCCAAUGGUGCCGUUAAUAUGCCACUCGUCGGCACGUACGUUCAUAAUAGCGCGAACCCGUCCAUGACGAGUAACGUGAACGGUGCGACGAAGAAUCUGACGUCGAGACUCAUUGCUCAUAGACAGUCGACAGAGAACGCUAUGAAGAAGCAACCACCAACGAUUCCCGCGAAUCCUAAAGCGAAUCCCAACUCGGACUGUUCCUCUACCGCGGGAAAGGAGAACGCCGGUUCCUCGAGUAUCGCGAACAUCGACUCGCUGAGUAUCGCGAGCGAUGAAAGUUCCGGAUCCAACAACUCGGAGAAUAGUUUGCCGCGCAUAAUCAAGCCGCGGAAACGCCGGAAGAAGGACCGCAAGCCGCCGAAUAACGUCGUCGCCAACGGCGUCGUCGACGGGACGAAAUUGGAGGAGCAGCAGCUAGUGACGACGACGACGACGACAACGAUGACCGCGACGACGACGACGUUGCAGCGGCAACAAUCCUCGGGAGGUACCGGGAUAUCCGGGGACCAGAUGGGCGUCGUGAAAUCGUACGCGCCCACCUGCUACGAACCUAGAAUUUACGACGCAACCGCGCUCAGGAAUUAUUCCAGGAGGCCACCGGCUGGCCAUCAUCGGGAGACCGUUUACGGCGGUUGCAGAGCGCCGACGAUGCCGACGACGGAGAUGACGGACGGCAGACAGCAGCGGUAUCAUCGGCACUAUGUGCAAGUGAAAGUGCUCGAUGACAACCGGAACGUGGUCUCGGCGCCGAUGCGCGCCGCAGCCGAGCCGCCCAAGGGCUACCGGCAUCAUCAUCAUCCUCAUCAUCAUCAUCAUCAUCAUCAUCACCAUCAUCACGCCAACGGUAACGGCAACUGCAACAGCAAUCCGCCGCGACGUUACGGUCGCGAAUACGCGAGCGAGUCCUGCGAGGCUGCCCUCAGGGACGAUAGUUUGGGUACCUGUCAGUGCCGAUAUUGCGAUCCGGCCGGUCUUAUCUGGGACGUCGACCGGAACGGUUACUCGCCGUUUUUGACGGGGCCGCCGUCGCUUCCGGCACCACCACCAUCCUCGUCCUCUUCAUCAGCUGUCGAUUAUUGUCCUCGCGGAGGUCAUUUCGGUCAGAUCCCGCUGUUUCUCGUGCCACCGGGUUCGAAUCUUCAGGAACGCGCGCUCGACAGACUCUUCGACGAGCAUCCUCGACAGGAGGUGGACGAUAGGGACGCGGGGCCCGUCUCCGGACCCGGUGGGGUAGUUUUGAGGCGUAGUUGGAGCGAUCCGACGAGUUACUUUAGCUACGGAGAGGAAAUCGUCGCACCGACGAGAGACGUCGGCGUUAUUGGCGAUCGAGGGGGUCAAGGAUCCGAGGGCGGAAGACACAAACGGACCCUUUGGCGCGGUGACAGCAUCGGCGGUGCCCCAACGAGUUCGCCGACGGGGGGCAUCAACGGGAAUCCAAAUCCCGGCGGACUCGUUGGGUCUCCCAAAGGCCUCGAGGUUUCCACGGAAAUUAUCACGUCGCCCAACGGCCAUCGCGACCUGGAGAUCAAAUUCUACUCGUCACCGUCGCCUGCCGAGGAGUCCGACAAGUCCUCCAGCCUCGUUAUCGAGGAGGUCGACGACGACGAGAACAACAGGGACGACGACUUUAGUGACAUUUGGAGUUACCACGAGUCGAAGCUGCAACAGGACUUUCGCACUCUAUUACAAGCGGAAGAGUGAGAUGAACCCCUUUAGGGAUUUCAACGACUUGUCAUUUACUUCUCUUGCUACUUGAAGUGUCCGUGCGUUCGCGUAAAAAAUUGCUUGGUGGAGUGCGAAGUGACAGCAAAAUGACAACAGCGACAACAAUAAUAAUAAUAAUAAUAAUAAUAAUAAUAAUAAUAAUAACGAAAAUAAAAAUAAAAAUACGGAGAGAAAUGGAGUGUACGUGGAUGUUGAAGACAAAAUGUUUGGCGCACAUCGGUAAAAAAAUAAAAAUACGACGACGUUUAUCUUCGUCCGUUUCGCGCGUAAACACAGAGCUCGAUCGAACACACUCGGCCUCGGAAUCUCUCUCGCGGUGUCUCGCUUUUAUGUGCGGUCGAGGGUCUCCCGGGGGCCAAGUGUCAUUUUACGAAGCGCGAAGCCGCGAAACCUCGAUAAGACGACGACGACGACGACGACAACGAAGAAGAAGAAGAAGAGGAAGAAGACGAUGGAAGGGCUUUCUCUGCUAACGGUGUUUGUAGUACACGCGCGUGUUGCACGCGACGCGAUAGAUUUCGAAGAAUGGAUCAUCUCUUCUAGGCGCUUCUUCUAGGUGUCGUAGUGAAUUGACUCCGAUCAGCAACGAGAAAUCGAACCUCGUAGUCCCGUCGCAAGCGUGUUUUAAGUCCCGGAAAGAUCAGGGAAUGUGUUUUUGUGCGUGUGGCCGCAUCUCAUGCAUUUGUCACGUAUCGUAAGUGCGGUGAAUUUUUCUCGUAGUGGGUUUUGUAGUACAACGAUUGUUGUAGAAGCAACAUACUUUUUAUUGGUAUUUUCCAUUUAACAACGCAAGUCGACACAAGCAUCAUUCUAUUUUAUUCUUAUAGAAUGUAGAACAAAAAUAGAAUGACACUUGUAUUGUUAAAUGGUAAGCACCUUAUGACGCUGCUUAUACUUAUAGAAGAUUUCGCUCGGAGAUCUGGAGGUGAUUGAUUUAAUUGAGUUAGCUUCGUGGAAAAAAACUGUCAGUUUGUUCGGGGAAUAACGUCGUUUGCGUAUGUUUUGCAAAAUUAUUUCAUUUCGCACGAUUGUUUGUGGUCAUUUAAUCGACGUAUACUAUUGCUUCAUACUUGCGUCGAUCGAUUAAACGGCGUUGAUUAAUGAAUUCUGUCAUUUUAUAAAUGAUCGAGCUAUAAAAAGUGUUUAGGUAAUUCCGGCUUACGGCGGUAUUUUAAUUACGUACCGAUUCUGUAGACGAGUAGGCAACUUUCUCUUUAUUUAAGUUUUUUUUCGUAACUCGUUUUCGAACAACGAUGGUUGUACUACGACUUGCGACGAGAAAUCAUGCGUAAAAAAAAUGCCGGGAAACGAUGAAAAAAAAACGCGAAGAGAAAUAAAAAAUAUAUAUAUAUAUAUAUAUAAACGUCUCUGAUAUUUUAUGUAACACCAAUCAGAAUAUCGAAAUGCCUUCAGUAGACGUGGGACCACUCAUCUCUCUUUUUUUUUCUAUUCUUCCAUAUCUGUUUUCCGAUCGACUUCCCCUUCGAUGAUUUUAUCUCGCUGCAUAUAAAUUUAUUCCAUUUUAUUCUUUCCCAAGUCUCCGACGUCUCCGAUUCUUCUUAUCAUUUCAUCGUGUCUCGGCAGUAAAACACGCAUAAUUAGAUGCGCGUAGAAUUUCAAACGCCAUCGCCGCGUUUUUACGCGUAAUUAAGCAGCCGACUAUCUUCUCCGAUGUUCAUUAAUUACAAAGGAGGAAGAAAAAGCGACGAUUUGUUUGCAUUCUACGCGCGCGGACGCGCAACACUCCCCUUAAUCACGUUAAAUCGUCUCGACCGAGAUUUAUUCGUAGCAUGCAUCACCUCGAAAAGGUUUUAUUUAAUCGCGCCCCGUACGCUCAUUCAUGGGAUACACAGAGCUAGAAAGAAGACCGCCCAGCUGGUCACGUGACACUUAGAAGAAGCGUCGGCAAGAGGGUUAAUUGCGAGGGUUAAUCGCGGGAUGCACUUGAUCGUACACCGGCACACUUGGCGAUGUUGCGCACACAUACACCCGGCUUUUUCUCGCCGCUAUCGUUGUCGAAGACGAGUAGCGGCGACGUGACCGUUUAAAACGUAACGUAGCAAUUAAUCGGAGGAACGGUCCGGUCCAGAGCCGCCGAUCGUAAUCGACGUCUGCACCUUCCACCCCGGCCCCUCUUUCACGGUCGAUAGUAGGUCGAACUGUCGGAGAGAGAAUCUUCCUCAGUCUCUUCUUCUUCUUCUUCUUUCGUCUCCCUCCCUUCUCAAGGGGCUUGCCUCGCGUGAAAGGAGAGCUACCGUCUCUCGUUUAGUAACUGCGUUUAAUCGCGCGCUAUCAUCCGCGUUUUAUCGGAUAACUCGGCGCGCAACGGUUCAGCUGGUUGACUUGAUAACCGGGCGACUGCGAGAAAGAGAGAGAGAGAGAAAGUUCGUAACAUUGUUUCGUAACGUUGUUGCGCGCGUUGGCCUCAUCCUCUCGCGCCUCUCCGCGUUUUACCGUUCGCUGUCCCCUUCUGCUAAAUAACGGCAGACGCGGAUCGGGUAAACUCGUUAUUGAUUUGUCCAAUAUCAAUGUGUACUUUGCUAGUGGGAUUAUCUCGCUGUCCCGCCGGACUGGAUGGGAAAGAUAUUGUCGCGCGUUCCCGUUACAAGGAUAUACCUGUCUCUCGUCUAGGAUCGAUGGACUUCUCCGCGAAGCACGGAAUUUAAUUGCAAUUAGCGUCGUUUUGCAUUCUUCUCUCUCAGCGAAGCUGACACGGAGAUUUGGAAUUUGAAGAUUUUUAAUUUUAGAUACGAAAUUAAUAUACGUUUACGUCUUGUUUUUUAUUUUCUCAAUAAUGUAAAGCCAUCGAUUACGCGUAACUUAUGGAAAUUUGCAUUCUUUGCCAUUUCUCAACGUUGAUGGAGGCUUUUUAAAAGUCCUUCGUUCCUCUCAUCGAUGAAUAAUUAAAUGUCAAUUUUUCGGAGGAUGUGCAUAUAAUUGUGCGGAGUAGGCACGGGUUACCAGCAUCCUCCGCAUCUCCCACCUAAACGCUCGAGAAGGACACCCGCUGUGAUUUUAGUGCGGUUUUAGGCUCGGACUUCCUAACCGAACUAUUCGUGGCUUGGUUAAGGAGAAUAAGCAGUCUCACAUAAUCCUCGUCUUCUACCUAGGGGGCGAGUGGUAUAUGUUUACAGAUUUUCAUAGCGUUAAAAAAAAGAAUGUAAAUAUAAUCGAUCGAAGCUCUCGAGAUUGUGCGAGGGUGGAAGGUGCGGCAGGAUCAAUCCAUGUAGACUCGAGGAUAUACUAUAUAUCUAUAUUAGAACGAAAGGCCAUCGCGCAGAUUUACACAGAUCGAAUAGAAGCGAGUCGAUCAGUCACACACACGUGCAAAGUCUAUCGCGAUCUGUGUCGUGAUAGGUCGACUCGUUCUUCUGUAAAUCUGCGCUCGAUGAUCGAAAGAGAAGGAGAAGGAGCGUUGAUCGAGGAGACCGAGUCGUGCGACGAAUUCUGCGUCAUUUUGUAUGCGAUAUACGAAGACUAUACCACCUUGUCCCCCUCUCCCUUUCCGCAUUUUCCCACAAUAUACAUGUCAACCAGACGAACAAAACACGCAUUACUACGCGAGCCAUCACAGCAUUGUAACUCAUCAUCUUCACCGUCACACACGCACAUGUACACACACAUACACGCAGCCAAUCAAUACCACCUAUCGUUAUUAGAAGCCGUAAGUCUAGAAUCUAUAAGGCGAUCCAUUUAGAUUAUUAUCUCCGUUGUCUAUAUGUGUAUAGAGAAGAAAUCGCGCGCGAAGACGGUUCGCCUUUUGUUGUCACGAUUUCGUGAAGUGCGCGAAAGUGGAAAAACGACGACGAGGCACGCCUGGGAAUCUAAUUCAAUGGAUAUAUUUUUUUAUCUCUACGAUGUACGUGUGCGUUUCGUUUUGGAGAAAAAAUGGAGCAACAAAGAAAUAUAUUGCAAUGAAUGAUAAAGCGAAAUACGGGGCAAAGAGGUCUACAAAAUUGGGAUGAUACCAUAUCAUCUCUUUAUAUACAAUAUAUGUAUAACAUAAUUAUAUAAUAUAUUAU